AUGCUCGACAAGGCAUGGAAACAUCUCAAGGAAGAUGGAGUUGGUAUUAUGGGUAUGUACGGUAUGGGCGGAGUAGGAAAAACAACGCUUCUCAUGCAAAUCAACAAUAAGUUCAGUGAAGAGAGGUGUGGAUUCGAUUUUGUGAUUUGGGUUGUGGUGUCUAGAGAGUUACAUGUAGAGAAUAUUCAAGAUGAAAUCGCUCAGAAAGUUGGUCUUGGUGGAGUGGAGAAAAGCCAAAAGGCCGAUCUGUUAUACAAUUUCUUGAAGAAAAAGAGAUUUGUGUUGUUUUUAGAUGACAUAUGGGAGAAGGUGGAUUUAACAGAGAUUGGAGUCCCAUUUCCAACAACGCAAAACGAUGCAAAGUGGUAUUCACCACUCGUUCCCAAGAUGUAUGUGCGCGCAUGGGGGUUGAAGACCCGAUGGAAGUCCAAUGCUUGGCGAAAAUGA
Messenger RNA from Microthlaspi erraticum, 447 nucleotides. NCBI's taxonomy places the organism in Eukaryota, Viridiplantae, Streptophyta, Magnoliopsida, Brassicales, Brassicaceae. The record is from the annotation of a GenBank genome assembly.